Penicillium canariense is the source of this 1134-nucleotide messenger RNA. RefSeq lists its product as uncharacterized. Gene Ontology annotation, biological process: nucleotide metabolic process. NCBI's taxonomy places the organism in Eukaryota, Fungi, Ascomycota, Eurotiomycetes, Eurotiales, Aspergillaceae. Gene Ontology annotation, molecular function: ATP binding; ATP:ADP adenylyltransferase activity. The transcript has a single exon. Bases 1 to 1134 code for a protein of 377 amino acids. The record is from RefSeq and is a predicted model, not a curated record.
AUGCAAUUAGGACUCUCAGAAAACCUCUCCGCGCUGGUUGGGCGGCGGUUCACUGCCGCUAAAGAAGGCGGCCACCUUAUUUUUUCGUCUACAUACCUGUCAAUCAUCACCGCAGCAGGGAUACCAGUAUGUUGUCAAGCUUCCCCGUCCUACCCCGAGCUCCCCAAUCGCCACAAUACGCUGUCUAAUAUGGCCAAUAUACAGUACCAACUUCGCUACUGUCCCGCUCUCGCGCGAAAGCCCUCAAAUCUCAAACCAAAUGCCUCCUCCGACCCCGACCCCCCGAAACCAGACCCCUUCGAGACUCCGUCCCCAGACCUGCUUCUGGCAAGCUUCCCCCCGCAAAACCCAACUCACGCCCUGGUUCUCAACAAAUUCCCCGUGAUACCCAACCACUUCAUCCUCGCCACGAAAUCCUGGAAAGCCCAAACAGACCUCCUCGAGCCCGUUGACCUCGACUCCACGUACGCAUGCCUGCGCGCCUGGGACACCUCCAGCUCCGGCUCUAAUGCCGGCCACACAAGUCCAAGCCUAAGCUCGAACCGCCUCUUCGCCUUCUUCAACUCCGGCGAUGACAGUGGCGCCAGCCAGCCGCACCGUCACCUUCAAUUUCUCCCCGUCGAAGCCAUGCACCAACCCGGCACAGACUCCUGGGCCCCGCUCAUCGACCUCGUCACCGCGCAACCGCACAACCCCUCAUCCUUCCAAAGCCAUCCAGCCCUCCCAUUCGCGCAUUUUGCGCUCCCACUCCCGCUCAACCCGACUCCGGAGGCCCUGCACGAGGUAUACAUCAAGCUCUACCGUGCGGCUGUCGCGGCGUCGCAGGGCCGAGACCUGCUGGAUAGCGCUGCGCUGCGGACGGACGGGCCUGCCGCUAUUAGCUAUAACCUUGCCAUGACACUAUCGACGAUGAUGAUUGCGCCGCGGCGCGCGGAGACGGCGCGGGUUCCAGUUGAUGUUGCGGCUGCAGGAGAUGUUGCUGAUCCUGGGGUUGUGUCGCUGAACGGGACCAUUCUGGCGGGGACGCUGAUGGUUAAGGCGGAAGCGGAGUGGGAUGUGCUGAGAGCGGAGCCGGAAAUUUUGGGGAGGAUGUUGAGGGAUGUAGGUUUGCCGGGGAUAGGCCAUAAGCUGUAG